UUUUUAUCCACAGAUCCUUGAAAUUUUGCUUCCAAUCCUUUGUAAAUCCCCGUUCCCACUUCCAACCCAUAAACCCAACGAUCCCCAUCUUCUGUAUACUUAUAUAUUCCCCGAAUAGAAUCAAAGAUGCUCUUUUCCUCAACCUUUUUGGGUCAAAACGAACAAAAAUGGCGCAACUUGAACUGAGAACCCACCUGAUCCCAAUGCGUCGAACGCAGUUUAUUCAGGUACCCACCUCGGAAUUCUCAUCUGGGUAAGCAAAUUCAUCAUCUUUUUCCUAAUUUAUGAAACUGGGUAUAUUGGAUCUUGUAUAUAUAUUGGUUGAAAUCUGACCAUGAAUUCGCAAAGACAUGGCUUUUUCCCGGACGAAGUCGUCCUUCAAAUUCUUUCGAGGCUGCCGAUUAAGUCACUUUUCAGGAGCAAAACUGUGUGUAAACUUUGGUAUAGAUUGGUUUCUGAUAAGUAUUUCAUUCAGCUGUACAAUGAAUUGGCUGUGAAGAACUCUAUGUUAUUGGUUGAGGUCUCUGAGUCGUCUGGGUUGAAAUCGAGUUUGAUUUGUGUUGAUGAUCAGAAGGGUGUUUGUGAAUUUGACUUGGAUUUCUUGAAGGACAGGGUUAAGGUCAGGGCAUCGUGUAAUGGUUUGUUGUGUUGCUCUAGUAUACCUGAUAAGGGUGUUUACUAUGUGUGUAACCCUAUGACUCGGGAGUUUAAGCUGCUUCCGAGGAGUAGGGAGAGGAAUGUGACUCGGUUUUACCCUGAUGGUGAGGCCACUCUAGUCGGAUUGGCUUGCAAUUUGGCUUCUCAGAAGUUUAAUGUGGUUUUAGCUGGCUAUCACCGCACUUUUGGUCAUAGGCCGGAUGGGACUUUUAAGUGUAUGAUAUAUGAUUCUGAGACGAACAAAUGGAGGAAGUUUAUUACUUUCCAGGAUGAUCAGUUUAGCCAUAUGAAUAAGAACCAGGUUGUGUUUGUGAAUGGUGCGCUGCAUUGGUUGACGGGUGGUGCUUGUUCUUGUAUACUUGUGCUUGAUUUGGAGUAUGAUAUGUGGAGGAAGAUGUCAUUGCCUGAUGAAUUGAACUGUGGAAUGGGGAAUCGGUUUUACUUGUUGGAGUCGGAUGGAUGCUUGUCUGUGAUACAGAUUUCGGAUACUUGGAUGAAGUUUUGGGUGUUGAAAGACUAUGUGAGAGAGGAGUGGCGUUUGGUUGAUACUGUCAGUCUGAGAUGUAUUAAAGGACUUGUUCCAGGGAUUUUCCCCAUAUGUCAGACUGGUGAAUAUGUUCUGUUAGCAACACAUAAGCAGAUAUUGGUGUUUCAUCGCAAAAGUCGCGUGUGGAAAGAGAUGUACUCUGUGAAGAACAGCUCUACACUCCCAUUGUGGUACUCAGCUCAUGCAUUUCGGAGCACGAUUUCUUCUUGCCAUUAAGAGAUGAACUACUUCUAAUGAACUUCUGUACAUAAAUGUCCCAUGUUAUUGCUGGUUUGGUUAUGAACCUGACUUGUGCUGUAUAGAGUUUGACAUGGAUCUGUUACUUCAUUUUGUUUUUAUGAAUAUGAUGUUAAGCUUAUCCAUCUUGUAUUGUUAGUAUUGGAAUACCAUGAUUUGUGGUUGUUUGGAAAACUGAUUCAUGUAAGAGAUGCAUUACCUUCCUGGCUGCAGUUAUUCUAUACAGUCUGGCAAAUAUUGCCUCUUUAUA
Messenger RNA from Rosa chinensis, 1691 nucleotides. RefSeq names its product F-box protein At5g49610. Bases 335 to 1420 code for a protein of 361 amino acids. The record is from RefSeq and is a predicted model, not a curated record. The transcript has a single exon. NCBI's taxonomy places the organism in Eukaryota, Viridiplantae, Streptophyta, Magnoliopsida, Rosales, Rosaceae. Gene Ontology annotation, molecular function: protein binding.